Messenger RNA from Talaromyces marneffei, 885 nucleotides. RefSeq lists its product as uncharacterized. The record is from RefSeq and is a predicted model, not a curated record. Lineage: Eukaryota; Fungi; Ascomycota; Eurotiomycetes; Eurotiales; Trichocomaceae. The coding region runs from base 1 to 885 and encodes 294 amino acids. Gene Ontology annotation, molecular function: acetyltransferase activity. The transcript is spliced from 3 exons.
AUGUGCACUAAAGGCAUGAUACGGUCGUUGCAUAAAUUGACCGGAUGGCUGCGUCGUGUCUACACCAGCAACAGUCAUCGAGAAAGUCACCCGAGACGACAGAACCCGAGUAGCAACAAGAAGUUAGAGUCAAGGACAUCGAGUGAUACAGAAACAGAGUGUGUCCAGCAUCAUACCAUUGUCAAAGCCAGCACGAUGGCCCCUCAUGUACUUGAACCCGACUCUCCUACAAGAACGAGAACCGGGGUACCGGACAGUGAGGAAUACGACAAGAUGAUAGCAGAACUUCCCUUCCGAGUCAUCUCUUGUCCGCUGCUUCAAGCCAAGAAACUCGAAGCACGGCGUUUCUGUGCUAGGUAUAAUGUCGACGAUGAAAUCCUAAGGGACGAUACGCUGCCCUUGCAUGAGCUUUUCAUGGGCCUUCGCAAAGAGCGUGAGCGAUUGCUACGCACAGUCGUUGGAACUGUUGGUCAAGGACCAGUCAUUGAACCGCCGUUCAAUUUUCAAUACGGCUGUAACAUCACCCUUGGUGAUUCGUUCUAUGCAAAUGUCAAUCUACGAAUCAUGGACAGCGGGCUUGUGAACAUUGGCAACCGAGUUCUGAUCGGCCCAAAUGUCACCAUAGUCACCGAGCUCCACGAGAAGGAAAUCAUGUCUCGUAGGAGUGGAAAGGUCUUUGCAAAACCAGUCACGAUCGAGGAUGACUGCUGGAUAGGCGUUGGAACGACCAUCCUUCCCGGGGUAACGAUAGGCAGGGGCUCGGUGGUCGGUGCCGGGUCCAUUGUCACCAGAGACAUCCCCCCUGGCAGUGUUGCAUGGGGAGACCCAGCGCGGGUGGUAGAGCCCGUUAGCGAUGCUAGCGCAGUCUUUGCUGAGAUUAAUUAG